AUGGCUAAAGGAGCUCUCCUACGUGCGCUUUCCAUUGCACUUCCUAUUUAUGCCGCUCUAAAGGUCGGCGGCUUUCUCGUCGCGUUUACCAUGCUGCUUGCAAUGGCAUCCGGAGUGCCAACCAUUACUUCAGGAUCCAUGCCCGCCAGCGGACAAACACAGUUCAGCCAGAAGAAGCUGACUGUCGGGUUUAUUGUAACGGUCAUUGUGCUCAACUAUCUCGGACUGAGUCCAUCCAUGGAGUCCCGGCCUCUAAUUGGAUACGUCGCCUUGCUCUGUUCCAUCUUCCUUGCCCGGCCCCCGUUCUCAGGCCAGACGCCCAGUUCCAUCGCAGUGCCAGGUCUCGGUAUAUCAGGACCUGGAAUUCCAACCCCUCAGCAGAAAUCCUCUAGCAUGGCCUCGCCUGUGGUAUCGUCGGAGGAGUCGGUCGUAAUCGCGUUUGCGGGGUUACUUCUAGGCAUCACGACUUUCAUUUUUGGGAGUAUAUCAGUUGGCGCUUCUCAUGCUCUGCACCUUUUAUCCGUUGCAGGUGCACUAGCGGCCUGUAUAACUUACGUGGUUCCAACGGAUAUUAGGUCUCCUCAAAAACUGGGAAUGGCCAUUUCGACAGGAGGCGCAGCCUUGCUGUGCGCACCCCCAUUGCAGUCCGGUGUCCAGGUGGCUUAUCUCUUCCGUUGCAUGCUUUCUGCAAUCGGAUUCUUCGUUGCCCGAUUUGAUGACAGUCAUUCACGCCUUGGAGCUCACACGCACACCCAUCACAGUCACCACGACAGUGAUGCGUCCAGGGUGUCGAAACUUAUCAUUCGUUACAGCGAGCCCUAUCCUCUAUUGUACAGUAUUGUCAAAGAAAGCGAUUCCCGGAAGAUCUUUUACUUUAUGAGUCUCAACUUCGCUUUCAUGCUGGUGCAGUUAUCAUAUGGCUUCCUCACAGGGUCCCUGGGUCUUCUCAGCGAUAGCAUCCACAUGUUCUUCGAUUGCCUCGCUCUUGUAGUAGGGCUCUGCGCAGCUGUUAUGAGUAAAUGGCCACCCAGCGCCCGGUUCCCGUAUGGCUAUGGAAAGGUGGAUACGUUGUCAGGUUUUGCCAACGGUAUCUUCCUCAUGAUCAUCAGUAUUGAGAUCAUAUACGAGGCGGUGGAGAGACUCUCAACCGGCAGCCAAGUGCACCGUAUCGGGGAGCUGUUGCUUGUCAGCAUUGCUGGUCUUGGGGUCAAUCUCGUUGGUAUUAUGGCGUUCGAGCAUGGCCAUGGGCACGGUCAUGGCCACGAUCAUCACGGACACUCCCAUUCUCACGGCAACGAGAAUAUGCAUGGGAUCUUUCUCCACAUUCUGGCGGAUACACUGGGCUCCGUGGCUGUGGUGAUAUCGACAGUCCUCGUUCACUACUCUGGCUGGCCGGGGUACGAUCCCAUUGCCUCCUGCCUGAUCGCAAUCUUAAUCUUCGCGUCGGCCGUUCCUCUCGUCAGCAGCACCGCAAAGUCGCUUCUGCUUACCCUCCCCGCGGACGUUGAGUACAAUGUCCGCGAUACUUUGGCCGGAGUCUGCACCCUCCGCGGCGUGGUGGGGUACACGGUGCCCAAAUUUUGGCUAGAUGACACUGCUUCUUCGUCUGAGCAUGACCACCACGAUCACGGUUGCAGCCAUGACCACGGCCAUAGCCAUAGUCACGGCCAUGGUCAUGGCCACGGACACGGCCACAACGAUUCCCACUCGCAUUCUCAUUCUCAUUCGCACGACCAUCAUGAUCACGGCCACGACCACGACCACGACCACGACCACGCGAAAUCGAGCCGAGAUGUAUUAGGAGUAAUCCAUGUGAUUGCCGGCCGCGGUGCUGAUCUAGAAGACGUGCGGCAACGGACGGUUGACUUCCUCCGGGAAAAGGGCAUGGACAUCCUCGUCCAAGUGGAACGGGAGGGUGAUGGGCGAUGCUGGUGUGGGGGUGGAAACAAGACUUCUUAA
Molecule: messenger RNA, 1959 nt
Organism: Aspergillus terreus NIH2624
Lineage: Eukaryota; Fungi; Ascomycota; Eurotiomycetes; Eurotiales; Aspergillaceae
Product: metal cation transporter MSC2
Exons: 3
Coding region: 1-1959 (652 amino acids)
Biological process (GO): zinc ion transport; intracellular zinc ion homeostasis; transmembrane transport
Cellular component (GO): membrane; Golgi apparatus
Molecular function (GO): zinc ion transmembrane transporter activity
Source: RefSeq, a predicted model, not a curated record